This is a messenger RNA of Populus euphratica (Euphrates poplar), 2202 nucleotides long. It is a transcript of the gene FRA8, whose product is annotated as Exostosin family protein. Bases 427 to 1809 code for a protein of 460 amino acids. The record is from RefSeq and is a predicted model, not a curated record. Gene Ontology annotation, molecular function: glycosyltransferase activity. Gene Ontology annotation, biological process: glucuronoxylan biosynthetic process. NCBI's taxonomy places the organism in Eukaryota, Viridiplantae, Streptophyta, Magnoliopsida, Malpighiales, Salicaceae. The transcript has 4 exons.
GAGUUUUCAAAAUCUCGUAUGGCAGACCAGGACAAGCAUAGAGACCGAGACCUCCGCCUUGUUUCUUUCUCCUCCAUCACCACCAUAUCACCUUCAUACCAUAAUUAUCUUUACCUUCCUUUCUGACAGAACCAGAACUCGACCAAACCCAAUUAAAAAUUCUAACGAUUAUUAGCCCUGAGAGAAAAAAAUUGAUGCAAAGACCGUAUGCGUCUUGCACCUUAUGUCAUUGUUUAUUGUAGGUGUAAAAACGAAAUGCCACCAAACCUCAACACCUACAAUCUCUGUCCCUUAAUCUCCACUUCAUUACCCCAAUUACCAAGAAUGAAAACCCCACCACAGCUGCAUCCUAAAAGCCCCUUUUGAUGAUCUUCCUUAAAGCUUCUGUUUCAUGCCCUCUUAUUUUUUGUGGGUUUUAAAUGAAACAUGGUAUUGGAGGGUAAAAGACCCACCAUGAGCAAUAACAGGAGGGGGUUUUAUGUUAGAAUGAGACUAUUACACAGGCAUGCUGGACUUCAACAAGAGAAGAAGAAGAAUCUUUGUUUCAAAUAUUACAAAUGGCUUCUUUGGUUUUCUCUUCUUCUAUAUUUCCUUAGCUCUUGCUUCUUCACCCACAAACCCAUUCCCCUCUCCAAAACCCAUGUCUCAAAAUCUAAAACUGUUGUUUCCCGUGCCCUCUUUGAAUCCUCCAACUCCACUUUCAUUCAACAGGGCAACAACAUCAAUCGAGGAUUAUUAAAGGAUUUGAAGGUAUACAUAUAUGAGUUGCCAUCAAAAUACAACACGGACUGGCUAACAAAUGAGCGGUGCAGCAGCCAUUUGUUUGCAUCAGAAGUUGCCAUUCAUAAAGCACUAUCAAACAGUCUUGAUGUACGGACGUUUGACCCAUACGAAGCUGAUUUCUUCUUUGUUCCUGUUUACGUGUCCUGCAAUUUCAGCACCGUUAAUGGGUUUCCUGCAAUUGGUCAUGCAAGGUCCUUAUUAUCAUCUGCGGUGCAGUUCAUUUCCUCUAACUAUCCAUUUUGGAACCGCUCUCAAGGAUCCGAUCAUGUCUUUGUUGCCUCUCACGAUUACGGCGCUUGUUUCCAUGCCAUGGAGGAGAGAGCUAUGGAAGAUGGGAUCCCAGAGUUUUUGAAGAGGUCGAUCAUAUUGCAGACUUUUGGUGUCAAAUUUAACCAUCCAUGCCAAGACGUUGAGAAUGUCUUGAUACCACCUUAUAUCUCGCCGGAAAGCGUACGGACAACCCUCGAGAAGUAUCCGCUGACCGGGCGGCGGGACAUUUGGGCCUUCUUUAGAGGCAAAAUGGAAGUGCACCCCAAGAACAUUAGUGGACGAUAUUACAGCAAGAAAGUGAGGACGGUGAUAUGGAGAAAAUACAGCGGUGACCGGAGGUUUUAUUUGCAAAGGCACAGGUUUGCCGGUUACCAGUCAGAAAUCGUCCGGUCAGUGUUCUGUUUAUGCCCCUUGGGAUGGGCCCCAUGGAGCCCAAGGCUGGUGGAAUCUGUUGCCUUAGGGUGCGUGCCGGUCAUAAUUGCGGAUGGCAUCCGGUUGCCCUUCCCCACCGCUGUCCGGUGGUCGGAGAUAUCCCUAACCGUGGCUGAAAAGGACGUGGCCAACCUAGGAACUCUGCUCGACCAGGUGGCAGCAACCAAUUUGUCAGCCAUUCAGAAAAACUUGUGGGGCCCAGACGUUAGGCGGGCCCUCCUUUUCAAUGAUCGAGUGCAGGAAGGCGAUGCCACGUGGCAGGUCCUUUAUGCCUUGGCGCAGAAGCUGGACAGGUCGUACAGAACCGUGAGGCUUCCAAACUAAUAGUGGUUCGACACGUGGAAGGUGCUUUUUUGGGGACCCAAGUGCCAGCUAAGGAGGUCCGCUUUCGCCAGCUAAGAAACAUGGAGCACAGCUGGAUUUUUAAUGUUUUUCUUGGACUGAUCAAAGCUACGGGGAUUUUUAGAGGGAACGAGGUGGGGUCAAGCUUAUGCAGAAAUUAAGUUUAUUUGCAGAAUUUUUUUUGUGGUCCCGUGACUUGCUUGGUGAGUUGGCUGACUGUGAUUGAUGGGGCCGAACGGUACAUAUAAUUGUAAAGAAACACUGUAGAUGAUGGCGAGGUGUUUAUAUUUUGAGAAAUAAUGAGAGAAUAAAUGCAAAAAUAGGCCCUGUAAAUACUCUAAUAAAGAGUCGAAGUCGAUUGCAAUUUACCGAAAA